Physcomitrium patens is the source of this 1796-nucleotide messenger RNA. RefSeq lists its product as uncharacterized. The record is from RefSeq and is a predicted model, not a curated record. NCBI's taxonomy places the organism in Eukaryota, Viridiplantae, Streptophyta, Bryopsida, Funariales, Funariaceae. Gene Ontology annotation, biological process: regulation of DNA-templated transcription; ethylene-activated signaling pathway. Gene Ontology annotation, molecular function: DNA binding; DNA-binding transcription factor activity.
CGCAUUGCAGACAGUCCCUUUUUAGCAAACAGUGUGCAGAGCUGCCUCAUGCUAGACUAAGGGCAGCACGAGACCUCGAUUAGAAGCAUCUGGAACAGUUCUCAUUAGGAUUACGAGUUGCUUUGUUGUUUCUAUAAGUUCCUUUCCCGAAGCUCUCACUGUCAAUGUGACAAGAACGUAACAAGGUGGAAGGUAUUGUUAUCUGAAAACGAGUGUCGAACUCGCACAGUUUUACUAAAUAGAUAAGGUGGAGUAUUCAUUGGAGGAGUUGGAAGGAUUUGAGAAGCCUUCAUUGACGUCGAAGUGUGCAAGGGUUAGGAUCACGUUGUGGUGGUUGAAUAGGUUUUGUUGGGACACAUUUGUGGAAAGAGAAUGGCAGUCUCACUGUUAUCGACGCCAUGGGGGGGAUUCGGAGCGUUAGGUUGCGACAUUACCCCGCGCACUAAGAUGUGGAAUGAGCUGGAAUAUUUGCAAGGAUUCUUGCUUGAUGAGAACGAAGAGGAGUUGGAGUUCUCGGAUUUGAUUCCGGAAAGCGACAACUUUGUGGCUCCUGAAAGUCUCUUCACUCCGCAACCCUUCGACGACGGUUUGCCGGAUAUGCAAGCCAUCAACGCUCAAGGGAGUUACUUGGAGUCAUCAAGCCAACAAAGUGACUCAACCGGCACCUUGGAAGUGAGUAGCGAAGAUUGCAGUACCGGAAGCAGGUUAUUGCAAAGCCGUAAACCCAGCCGGCUGACAUUAAUCUCAUUGAACUUGAAGAAGAGACUGGGGGGCAACUUCGUGGAGGAGAUUCGUCAGAUAGUUGGAGCGCUUGUGGAUGAUUACAUUACCGCUGAGCCGGAGGAUGCAAUGAGCGCAAAUCGAGAUUUAUGCGGAAACUGGGUGACACUGGCGCCUCUCGUUGCACCUGAUUCAAAAUUGCAACCAGCACAUAGUGCCAUGAUCGAAGUUGCUGACAAGGUGGAGCCGCUUGCUCAGCCCAAGUUAAACGCGACGGCUGAUAAGAAGCUUGCAAAGCAACCUAAAACAUUGCAACCACAUUACAGAGGCGUGAGGCAACGCCCAUGGGGGAAAUUCGCUGCAGAGAUUCGAGAUUCCUCGAAGAACGGCUCAAGGAUAUGGCUGGGGACUUUCGAUACAGCGGAGCUUGCGGCAUUGGCAUAUGACCGAGCAGCGCUCCAGAUGCGUGGCUCCAAGGCGCUCUUGAAUUUCCCCCUCAAGGCAACCACUGCUUUGUCCAACCCCGAGUCUUUCCCUCCUGCUCCGGAGCCUUCCUCCACCAGCCGCAAUGCAUCCAGAAUAACUCAACCAACCAGCGAAAGCAUCUCACAAAUGCCCUGCAAGAAACUGACUGGAUCCAACAAGCGAUUCUGCUCCAGCGUGCGUCUUGAAACAGCAAAGAGAUUGCGAGCUGAGGCGUGAUCAUGUGCGAAGGAUGGAUCGAAAACCCAUGGUGAGCAGCUGCAUGCAUCAAGAGAAGUUCUUUGUUUCCUCUUGGGAUAUCACGUGUGAUACAAAACAAAGGAGGUUUUUGAACAUUGUAAAGUAAAUUAGCAACAGCCUGAUUUUUCCUGCGGCUGCCAGAUUGUCGAUUCGACUUCGCGAUCCAGAUAUGAGGCAAUUAGGUUGUCCGGGCUGCAUCCCCUAUGAUUAGUUUGCUCCCAAAGUGCUCUUUUCAUUUAGAUGGAUUUUGUGUACAAUAGUUCGAUCGACCGUCAGUCCGGAUGUACAUUUGCACUAAGGUGCCAGUAAAAUACAAGCAAUUUGUGCACCAUUUGCGCAAUUCUUUUUUAGUA